Humulus lupulus (European hop) is the source of this 1936-nucleotide messenger RNA. RefSeq lists its product as uncharacterized. The transcript has 3 exons. Lineage: Eukaryota; Viridiplantae; Streptophyta; Magnoliopsida; Rosales; Cannabaceae. Gene Ontology annotation, biological process: proteolysis. Gene Ontology annotation, molecular function: cysteine-type peptidase activity. The record is from RefSeq and is a predicted model, not a curated record. The coding region runs from base 68 to 880 and encodes 270 amino acids.
UAUAUAUAUAUUUUUGUUUUGAAGGAAGAAGAAAUUUUCUGAUGUCAAUAACAUUAUCAAUCCCCCAAUGGAUUAUUCUUUUGUUAAAAUUUAUGAGAAAAUGUGGUUUUACAAGCUUCAAACUUGUGGGGAGGACCUUAUGGACACUCAUAUAAAUGUAUGUUUUUAUUACUUGAGGAAGAAGAUUAAGUUGAUUGAUGGUUUGAACAAGAGGGUUACAACUACAGACUCUUGGUUUGAUGCAACUAUCAAGGGUUUGUAUGAUAACUUUGUGGCAACCAAAUGUGAUUCAAGCAGCAUUCAUUUUGAUAACCUAAUUUCAUAUUACAUUAUUGGUGAAUAUUUGUUUUGUAACACUCCUUGGGUGGAUGUGGAUCAUGUUCUUUUUCCUGUGCAUGUGAAGGUUCAGUUGCAUUGGGUUUUUAUUCACUUUUCCAUUAAGAGUAGGAUGUUAACUGUCUACAAUUCUUUGACGGGGAAGAAGAAUGAGAGUAUUGAUUUGCCAUAUGUGAAGGCUUAUUCUGUUGUUUUACCAUAUUUUCUAGAUUUUCUUGAUUUUUAUUGUUCUAGGAAAGAUUUGGACUUGAAUGUUGGUCCAUAUUCUGUUGGGAAGAAGGAUCCAAUUGAUUUUAACUUUGCCAAAGACUUUCCAUUUCAAGAGGAUAAUGAUUGUGGAGAAUUUGUUAUCAAGUAUGCUGAUUUGUUUAUCCAUGGGAAGAUUGAUGACAUCCCGAAGAACAUGGCUGCCAAAAUUGCUACCUAUCGUGAUUAUCUUGCCAUUAACUUGUAUAGUCAUGCAAAAAAGAAGCAGAUUGGUGGGUACAAGACAGAAGAUGAUGCUCCAUCAAAGAAAUCAAAGAGGAGGAGGAAUUAUAAGUAGAGAUGUUGGAGUUUUUUUUUUUAGCUGUAUUAACGACCAUGUCUUUUUUUUUCUUUGUUUAAUAGUGAAGUUGUGGUUUGUAACUGGAUACUGUUUUAGUACUGGACUUAUGUAUGGAUUUUUUUUUUUGGUCAAUGUAAAGAAUUGGUUUCAACUUUUGGCUUAAUAUAAAGUUUUUUUUAAUGUAUUUUAUUUUAAUGUGUAUGUUUCUUUUUUCAAUAGAGUUGGUGAUUUUUUUUUUUUUAAAGUGUGAAGAUAUUGUUAUGUACAUGUUUUUUUUUCAUAUUGGUUUCGAUUAUUAUUGUAUGAAGAUGGUGUAACCGGUUACUUCUGUGUUAGAUUGUAAAAGCUAUAUGUUUCAGGUAACUGGUUACUGUUUCUUUAGUUUUUAUUUCUAUUUUUUUAAUUAUUUUUUGAUUUAUUUAUGUUUGUUGUGUUUUUUUUUUGUGUGAACGAUUUGUGAUUAUAUAACUAGGUUUUUUAAGUAGUUGGUUUUAUUAAUAUAUAGUUGUUUGUUAAAUUUUCUUAUAGUAACUGCUUUUUUUUUAUAUAUUUUUAUGUGUUGUAACCAGGUACUUGAAUUUUCAGUUUUUGAAUAUCUUGUGUUGGAACCUAGAAGUUGAGUAUCAAGUUUAUAAUAUUUAUGUUUUUUUGUUUUUUGUGAAAGAUUUGUGGUUAUAUAAUUAGGUUUUUAAAUCGUUGGUUACAUGUAUAUGUAGUUGUUUGUUAAAUUUACUUAUAGUAUCUGUUUUUUUUCUUUCUAUAAUAUGUGUUGUAACUAGGUACUUGAGUCUCCAGAUUUGGAAUAUCUUUGUGUUUGGAACCAUGAAAUUGAGUAUCAAGUUUAUAAAAUGUAAAAUGUUUAAAAAGUUUGUACUUUUAUUGAAGUAGAAAACAUUAGGAUACAAUUUUAUUACAUCAAAUGAAAAUAUUGAAAUUGUAGUAUAUCUAUUCUUUAGAAAAUUAUUUGUCUAUUUUCUUUGACUUUGUUGUGUUUCGCAGCUUUGGGAUUGGUUCAUUCUUGCAUGUUUUUCUAUUAUGCCCUUGCUGCGCGCA